This is a messenger RNA of Actinia tenebrosa (Australian red waratah sea anemone), 1352 nucleotides long. RefSeq names its product metallophosphoesterase 1. The record is from RefSeq and is a predicted model, not a curated record. NCBI's taxonomy places the organism in Eukaryota, Metazoa, Cnidaria, Anthozoa, Actiniaria, Actiniidae. Gene Ontology annotation, molecular function: hydrolase activity. Gene Ontology annotation, cellular component: endoplasmic reticulum. Gene Ontology annotation, biological process: GPI anchor biosynthetic process.
UUUACGAUAAGUUUAAGCUUGCGUAGCAGCUCACGUAGCAACUACGUAGCAUCUUUAGGUAAAAGAUACAUGACACUAUAGUUGCAGUUAAUGGCAGAUAAAUGGAUUAGACACGUCAUCAAGUGCUUGGAAGAAAUGCCUCACAAAUGCCUUUAUUUUCAUUCAAAAAGCUUGCUGUCUCCAAAGCCUGUCUGGUAAUUCUAAUAUUAACAGUUGUCAUUGGAGACUAUUUGAGCUUUUAUAAAACUUCUGUGACUUGGAAGAUACCUGACAGAGAAGAGGAUGGCUCAUUAUGUGUGCUUGCUGUUUCUGACCCACAGAUUCAGGGUUUUAAUGGUGAGUUACCAAGCAUCCUUGGGUACAUCACAAGGUGGGACGCUGAUCGAUAUCUGAGCCAUGCCUUCGAAGCAGCUGUUAAGUUUGUUAAGCCUGAUGUGAUUAUAUUUUUAGGGGACCUCUUGGAUGAAGGAUUUGAAUCUACGAAUGAAGAAUUCAGUGUAUAUACACAAAGAUUUGAUAGAAUCUUCAAUGUGCCAAAUGAUAUCCACAAGAUUUACCUGGCAGGGGACAAUGACAUUGGUGGCGAAGGUCCUGAUGUUCUGUCAUCACAAACAGUUGGACGAUUCACCAAGCAUUUUGGACCACUGAAUGACAUCAUCAAUAUCAAGUCCUUUCAAUUUGUAAAAAUCAAUACGGUUAGUUUCCUAAGGUUUUCUGUACCAGCAUAUAAGGAAGAGAAAGAGACAUAUAAUGCCACACUUCAGUUCAUUCAUGGAAUAUCAUCACGCAUGAAGGAUGACACCACAACCAUUGUACUUGCACAUGCGCCUUUGCCGAACAUGCCUUCUGAUCUUUACCAUGAGUUCAUUUCUAAAACGAAGCCGAAAAUCUCUCUUGCAGGUCAUUUGCAUAAGCACCUCCAAGUUUACCAUCGAAUUAAAAACCCAGUAGCCACCUUCUGGGAGUACGUCAUACCGACAUGUAGCUAUCGUAUGGGUACCAGGCAAAUAGGUUUUGGGGUAUUAAUUGUUGAAAACAACGCUAAACCAAAGUUAUCAAUUCUCAAGUUACCUGAUCGAUAUUUUUACCUUUUUGGCCAUCUAUUACUGUCUUGUUUCACACUCUUUGUCUUAAUUAUAAGGUUUGCCAGAAGAUUCUUGAUGUCUUUAAUAUGGAAAGCUAUUCGUUUGCUAAAGAAAGUGUUUAGAAAACAUAUUAUGCGAAAAAAUUUAUAGAUUUAAGAAAAUUAUGAAUUUAUAUUUUUGACCAGUUAAAGGUCUAUUUUUUCCAUAAUAAAAAUUGGAUACUUAUAAAGCUGCAUUUCUUGUUGAAAAAUCCAUGAUAUAUUGCAU